AUUCCAGAGUUUAAGAUUUUGGGAUUCUAGAAUUUUUUAAUUUUGCGACUUUGGGGUUUUUUAAAGUAUGGUCCAUAAUAAAUUCGGCAAUGGAAAAUUUAGUAUUUAUCUUUUAUUGAAACCUUAAUUUAAAAUUUGAGCGAUCAAAAUUUCAAAUAGACCCGCGUGGUUCAAAUCAAAGGACAAUGUACAGGACAAUGUACAGGAAGACUGUAAUAAUUACAAUGAAAAUUGCGACUUGUAAUAUGAACUACUGGUUCAUUUACGUUACAAUAUUAAGAAAUUACAAUAUUUAUUACAUCGAACGAUUUAAAAGUCUAAGACAUGAGCGCAGACGCAAGUAGGGUGCUCUAAAGGGGUAGUAGUGCGAAGUUUACUAGUAAUCAAUGAUGCGACAUAGUAUACUUGAAACUACUUGAAGACCAUUACCGUGGAACGCGUUGAAUUUGCGCGAAGAAAAUAAUGUCAUACUCGAUCGAACCGAAUAAUCGAAUAAUUCCAACUGUUUUAACUCUUUAAUGGGUAACAAUGACAACCAUAUAUUUAAUUUAAUCGAAGAAGCAACUCAUGUCGGGUAGCUGCAAGAUACAAAUUCAUUUGGUGGCUGUUGCAUUAUUAGAUUCUGUUAAUAGGGCAGCCAUAAAACAUGUCAAUCUAAAGGACUAACGUAGCAGCGAUGGGUGAAAUGACCUUGUGAUAUAAUUGUAGUAAAAUUAAAAUGACAGUCUAUGUAGCUUGGAGUGAGCGUUUUUGUGCAUCACAAACGAUGGACACGUUAAAUUUAGGGCGCAUCGUAACUUUCGAUGAAAAAUGUCAAGAAGUACGCUGAAAACAAAUAUUAUAAUGUGUUUCAAAGAACAAACUUAAAUAUGGGUAGCCAAGGAGUCGGGGAUAUUCCAACAAUAUUUCAUCCCCAACAAAUUCAUGCUCCAAAUAUAAUUCUUGGCGAUGGUCAGCAGAACCAUGGUCCUCAAACCACAAGUGGUCAAGGUACUCGUGACAAUUCUGGCUGCGAACAGCAACAAGGAUGUAGUGUUAGUGGAAGCCGUGAUUCCGUGCCAAGUUGUCGUCCAUUAGAAACAAGUGGAAGUGGAACUGGAGGUGGAGGAACAGGAGACAACCAAGGACACGGUAUAGGUCAAACUCAAGUUCAAUCCCAUGUAACAGUACCACCAGUUACCUAUCAUCAAAGGCCUAAUUCAUUAUCAGCAUGUUAUGCAUCCUGUUGUGCGGAAUCUGCCAAAAAGAUAUAUUUCGGAGUAUGCGUUACGAUAUGCGUCACUGCAAGUUGGGUCGGUGCAACACACUGUAUCAAAUAUUUAUAUUUUCACAAACACGAAACUCCUAAUUAUUCGUCGUUUUCUAAUUCAUCGAUUACAGGACGUCAUCAACAUACUGUUCCAUAUAACGCGCCAUUUUUUACAACCUGGUUUUGUACAAAUUGGGAGAUCCUUUACUUCCCAGUUUAUUUCGUUUGUCAAUCCGUAAGGAUAAAAUGCAACGCUCCAUCAGAAAUAAUCGCGGAGAGUUUGCGCGGUUUCCGCGAUAAAGGAUUUACUGGUGGUCGUUUUUUGAUCAGAUGUAGUCUUUUUUGUGGACUCUGGGUAGUUACGAAUUACAUGUAUAUUUAUUCACUAAGGAUAUUGCUAGCUACCGACGUAAUGGCAUUGUUCGCGACUAAUGUCUCUUGCGUCUAUUUAUUAUCCUGGGUUAUUCUACACGAACAAUUCGUCGGCGUAAGGAUAGUGGCGGUGAUUUUAUGUAAUACUGGAAUCGCACUGUUAGCAUACAUGGAUGGCAUAACCGGAAGUCCAACUUUAGGAGGAGUAGUUUUAGCAACAUCCGCGGCAGCCGGUUCGGCUGUGUACAAGGUGCUGUUUAAAAAAGUUAUAGGAGAGACAACGUUCGGCCAAAUGUCAUUAUUUUUUUCUCUUAUCGGAUUAUGCAACGCAGCACUGUUAUGGCCAAUUUGUUUGGCCCUUUAUUUUUCGGGAGCGGAAAGCGUACACUGGGGACGGUUACCAUGGACGACGUUGCUCUCAGCAAGUAUUCUGCAUUUAGUUGCAAACAUGCUCGGUAACUUCAGCAUCGCUCUAACGUAUGAUCUAUUCAUCACGUUGGGGUUGAUCACGGCUGUACCCGUAUCCGCUGCAUUGGACGUUCUUCUGUACGGAGCCCAUUUCAUGGGAAUGAAACUGGCAGGAAUGAUCUUUAUAGCGGUCGGCUUCUUUCUCGUCAUGUUUCCGGAUAAUUGGCCAGAUUACAUAACCAGACUACUCCGAUGGAGCAGAAGACACGGACACGGUGUACCAGGAGGUACGCAACGCGAUGUGAUCGAUUAUCGCACCGGUUACAUAAAAUCUCAUCUUCGUUCACCUUCCGGAAGAGUUCGGUGACUAUAUGCACCAUCGCACACUUGGUUAUUUCCACCGAAAAGCUGGUUAAAAUUUUUCCACGACUACAGUCGCGUGAUCGCGCGAUAAUUGUUUCGUUUACGAGGUUAGGGUAUCGAUCGGGACGCCAUUAAUCCGAUGAAGUCGAUUUUUUUCACGAAUACCCCAACAGCGAAUUGUAAAUGGGAUGUUAAAAAACGGCCAUCUUUGCAUUUUAUUACAUUAUUACCCUUACUAAAAGUCUUGUAGAAUCCUCUCAUGCAUGACAUAUUGCAAUGAUGGUCGAAUCUUUUUAACAACUUAUCAAGUUCAUAACUUGUCAGUUUUAAAAUUAUCUAAAAUGAUUUUAUGAAACUAAAUGAAUCGGCGAUUAUCGUCCAACGGUGUCGAUUAAUUCAUAUUUUAAUCUUCGCGGGGGAAGUGGAAAAAAUGGACAGAGAGAGAAAAGUACAAAAAACAGUUCGAGACAAACUUUAAACGUUUCCAACAAAUAUUCCGUAGUAAAAUAACAUUUUCUAAACGUCGCGUUUCCUCUUCAAGUAAAAUUUCACCGGUAGAGUAGUGUCGUUGAUUUGGCGCGAAAUUUCAAACUUCAACGACUGAUUCGAACAUCAAUCUCAUCUGUUAAUUCAUUGGUCUUCGAUCGCGGACAAUAAAUAACGUGGGGACAAAUCGAAGGCGAAGUCGGGGAUAACGCGCGAGAUGAUUCGGCGUCAAUUAUAAAUAGAAGAAAGUUGUGGCAAUUAGAUAAGCGUUACGUAUAUUUGGAAAUUUGAGUCAAUUACUCGAGUCAACUGUUUACGUAAGCGCUGUUCUAGUGUUUUUUUUUUCGCUUUUGCGAUUAUGCAUCUGAUUAUUUCGUUUGCUUCGAUAUUUGUAAAGGUCCAUUUCGUCGAAAAACAAUACAAUCGUUUUAUCUGCAAAGAAACGAUACAUUGUUUCCGGUUCAAAGUUUUCUAGUCUCGGUAUCGGUAUACGAUAGGUCAAUAAGAAUAAUCUUCGAAUAUGUGACCUGUAACCUGUUAAGACAAUCAGAUAUGUACCUAUGUUUGCGUGCAUGUGUGUAUGUAUGUAUGUAUAUAUGUAUGUAUCUAUCUAUUGGGUUGAUGCAUAUGAAAUUUCAAAGAUAGCAAUACAAUUUGAUGACAUAAAAGUACCAUAAAAUAGCGAUUAAGUUGCCUCAAUUUGAAGCUUAUAUCUUGUUAAAAAUGACUGUCAAAUUUUUCUUCAGUGUUCUUGAUAUAAAAUUAUCUUGCUGUGUAGAGAGUAAUAGAGAUGAUUUUGUGAUAACUAGCCAAGGAAGUUUAUGCAGUUCUCAGUAAACUUUCAGCUUCAAAUUGAUACAUCAUAAGUAAUAUUUUAUGGUACUAUUAUGUAUGAUUUUGGAUGUUUCAAAAUCCGACAUUUCAGAUGCAAUAAUCUAAAUACGUAUGUAUGUAAUAGUAAUAGAUCAAAUAGAAUCUUUCUUCGAAUAGUAUAUCUGUGCAGCAUAAAACUUAUACUUCUUUGCGUAGCUUUUUUUUUUCUUUAUGCAAUCGCGAUGCUACUUUAUCAUCUUUCAAACACGAUAUUUCAACGGAUUAAUUGACUAAAAAUCGAAGGAACAAUAUUGCUAAAGUGUUCUUAUCAACGGAAAGUAUCGCCGACUUUUAAGUUACGUUAUGAAAUAAUUGGUAAAUUCGCUCAAUUAAACUAUGCGCGUUGGCACGCGUACAACUUACUAAUAUCGUCGACUCGUAAAAUGUAGAUACGUUUCAACAUUACAACCUCGUAAAAAAGUUAUCAUUACUGACGAUAAGCGAAAUUAAAACGUGUAAUGACUUUGCAGGAUUGAAUCUCUGAACAUGUAAAUAAAUAGAAAAUUAGAGAUGCGUUACGCGUUAACACGUAUCCGUUAGAUAUGAGGGAUUACACGAAUGUAUAUACUGUACCGAUGUAUUUAAUAAAAUCCAUAGCGAAUUU
This is a messenger RNA of Megachile rotundata (alfalfa leafcutting bee), 4355 nucleotides long. RefSeq names its product solute carrier family 35 member F3. Lineage: Eukaryota; Metazoa; Arthropoda; Insecta; Hymenoptera; Megachilidae. The record is from RefSeq and is a predicted model, not a curated record.